Anolis carolinensis (green anole) is the source of this 3691-nucleotide messenger RNA. RefSeq names its product zinc-binding protein A33. The record is from RefSeq and is a predicted model, not a curated record. Gene Ontology annotation, cellular component: cytoplasm. Gene Ontology annotation, biological process: protein ubiquitination. The coding region runs from base 608 to 2074 and encodes 488 amino acids. Gene Ontology annotation, molecular function: ubiquitin protein ligase activity; protein binding. The transcript is spliced from 6 exons. Lineage: Eukaryota; Metazoa; Chordata; Lepidosauria; Squamata; Anolidae.
GUAGACCAAAGAGUGGAAAGGUGGGGCUUCAAAAGGUAAUGAGAAAGAUUUCGGAGAGGCAUUGAAUAAGAGGCAAAGAUGGGUCAUGCACUGCUGUUGCAUACCCUUUUAAAAGCAGCUGUUAUUUGAAGAAUUCAUCAGAAGCUGUGUUGAGACUUGUAGCGUCUGGGCAGGGCCCGUUUUGAAGAAGACGGAGAAGAGAAUAUUGGAUUGAGAAAUGCAUAGAAAAUACUGUGAAGAAACCUAGCCGAGCAGGAAACAAUGGGCAAGUGAAGAGUCCUAUAGCAGAAGAGUAUUUAAUCCAAGGGGUGUAUGUAUUUCACGAGGUAACUUGGAAAAGGAUAUAAGAAAUUUGAAAGAAGAGAAAGGAGGAGGGCAUCUGGAGUUAAAAUACUUCAAGAGAACAUUUGUCCUUUUUUUCUGGAGAGAGGAACGUGGACAAAAUAAAAAGUGAGGAUAAUAUUUGGGAAAACCAGAUUGUGAAGAAGUGUUUUGGAUACACAGAGGAAACAACUGCAAAUUAGGAAGGGGAGGAGAGGAAUACCGCCAGGGUUGGUGAGAAGUUUUGAAGUUAUUUGCAAUCUGCCCGGUGGCACUGUGCACUGUCAUGGCGGUCCCAACCGGAGUGGAGGAUUUUGCAGAAGACCUGCGUUGUUCGAUCUGCCUGGAGCUCUUUCUGGAUCCUGUCAUGCUGGAAUGUGGGCACAAUUACUGCCAAGCUUGCAUUACCCGCUACUGGGCAGAGAUACCCGUCAACGGUGGAGCGGACGUGCCACAUCCCACUUGCCCGGAGUGCCGGCGUGAGAUCCCAGAGGGAAAAUUCACAGCCAACCGGGUGCUGGGGCAGCUGGCAAGGAAGGCCAUGGAGUCUCUCUCCGCUCAUGCUAGUGAUGAGGAUGCCGAAACGGAGCAGAAUGACGAUGAGGAGUUGCAGGGGGACAGACUCUUUUGCACCGACGACGGCUGUCUUGUGAGGUCGUUGCAACUGGAGCAUUGGGGACAUCCAUGUCUUCCUUUAGAUGAGGCUGUGGAGCACUAUAAGGAGAUCUUAACAGCUGCUCAAGCAUCACUGGAAACAAGAGCCCAAGCAGCAAGACUACUGCAAGAGCAGAGUGCCCAGAAAAUUCCAGAAAUUACAGCUCAGCGGCUCCGUUUGGAGCAGCACCUCUCGGCCCAGUUCAUUGAGCUUCACCAGUGGCUCCAGGAGAAGGAGGCGGCCAUGAAGAGGACACUCCGGCACGAGGAGGAACUCCUGGUGAGCGAACUGGAGAGGAACCAGCGCAAUGGGCAAGAGCAAAUGCACAUGGCAGAGGAACACAUGGCUAAGAUCCAAACUCGGCUUGAGGAACACCAAGACCCUGAAACUUUCCUGAAGGACAUCAAGGUCUUCACAGAGAAGUAUUGUCUCAGUGAAGAAAAGUGGUCUACCUUGCCCACAGUUUCUCGUGGUUUCAACUUGGGCCAGUUCAAGGGCCCAAUUCAGUACAUGGUGUGGAAAGAAAUGUUGCCAGCCCUGAGGCCUUCUCCUUGCUUUAUAACCUUGGAUCCUGCCACCAACCACCCCAACCUUGUGCUUUCUAAGGAUCUUGACACAGUACGCCUGGAGGACAACCCUGAGGAGGAAGUCCCUGAUGGGCCAGAGAGGUUCAGCAAGUCUGUUUGCGUUCUGGGUGCCCAGGGGUUCACUUCAGGGCGGCAUUACUGGGAAGUCAAAGUGGGAGAUAAAACCAGCUGGGACAUUGGUGUGGCCAAGGAGUCGGUCAACAGGAAGGAAGCCAAAGUAACGGUCAAGCCCAGCAAUGGAUUUUGGGCCAUUUGGUUGAGGAACGGCAAUGAGUACAAGGCCUUAGACUCUCCAUCCAAACAGCUGUAUCCAAAGGUCAAGCCCCAGAAAGUGGGGGUCUACCUGGAUUACGAAGGGGGACAGGUCUCCUUCUAUGAUGCUGACACCAUGGAUCACAUCUUCACCUUCUUGGACAUUUUCACUGAAUGCCUUUACCCAAUGUUCAGCCCAGGUGUCAACAAAAAUGGACUCAAUGGUGAACCCAUGUGUCUCCUGACUCCUCUGGUGUAACAGGAACUAACAGGAACCAAGCAUAACCCAGAUUUGACUUUAUUUCAGUUGGGAACCAUUGAGAAGGGGCUUAAUUCAUGGCACAUUUGUGGAGUAAUGUGGCUGUAGAAGUCCCUUUCUAAAAAGACCCGACUGGCUCCCUCCUUGAUGUCAUUAGAUCAGCAGCUGGAAACAUCUUUAUUGUAUAGGCUUUUGAGAACUAAUUCUUUAUAAGGAUAGGACUUGUGUAAAUACACACGAUUACAUUUGCCAUACCAUUUUUAUAAGUUAUACAUUGUUUUUCAUCUUCAGAUCAUUUAAUUAUAUUUUAACAAUAUGUUUUUAAUUUUUUUACCCAGUUUUUUUUAUCUGUAGUGGUUUCCAUUUUUCUAUAAGCUUCCUUGUGUUAUACGCAAAAUAUAUAUAGAUAAAGGGGGUAAAGACAGAACAAGAAGGGGGAAAGAAGGUCAAAGCGAACAAUCUGAUGGCAACUGGAUGGGAGGCCAUUUUGGAAGAAAAAUAAGGAAUAGACAUGCAAUAACAAUGUUAGAGAUACCUCUCCUUCAGAAGAGGAAGGGGAGCAGGAACAUGUUCAUGAAUCUGAUGUUGAGUUGGAACCUGAGGAGGAGAUUUUGCAUGUACCCACAUUUCAGGAGAGGUGAAAGGAAACAGAGCAGAGACGUUGUUCAGCUAGAAUAGCUGCCAGAAAUGCAGCUGAGUGAUUGGGAACUGCCCUAGCAGCUGCGAGGGGACUCAGGGCUAUAAAGCAGAAGCAGGUGCAGCCAGCUUUUGCUGGUAACAAACUGACUCUUCGCUCUCCUUGUGCCUGCUUUGAGUCUGCAUCUGGGAAACUGCUCCUAAAGAUUUAUUGCUGUUUCUUUGUCUAAAGUAAGACUGCUAUUUGAUUUGAGAAUUUAUCAGAGACUAAGAACUGUGUUUGCCCUAAGACUUCCUUGCUUUCGUUUGCAUUAUUUCACUGAGUGUGCUGUUCUUUAUGUUUUGCUGAAGUACAGCAGUGUUCAUUUACUUACCACAGUGUUUUAAGGCUGUUCUUGAAAGACAAAACAGGACAAACAAUUCGUGUUUUCAAGGCAGAAACAACUGCAGUUUUGCAAGACUGAGUUAUGAGGUGACACUGCCUUGCAAUGAGGUCUUGAGAAUGUCAUCAGCUCUUUUCCUAUCUGGUCUUUGUGAUACUUGAAUAUGUCAAUAAACUUAUUUGGCCCUCAACAAUUUGCUGGAACCUCUCUCUAAAUACAGACUAUCUACCUACUCCCUUCUAUUUACUUUAUCUCCAAGUACUGAUAAUACAUUAACAGCUGCACUUCCAAAUGUAUAUAAGCACAACACAUAGGCAGACAAUUUUAAAGCUGCAUUUUGAAGAACAUAUGUCCCAAUCUAUACCCUUGGACAGUACCAGUUAAUCCUCUACUAUCCCAUUUUACAUAUGCUUUUAAAUUUUUCCAAUGCCUUCAGCCGGCAGGAGAGGAUAGAAGAGGGCAGAAUCUUGUCCUUCCUGAUAGGUUCAAACAAAAAGAAAAGUUUGCAGCCUACUCUACCUUGAAUGUCCUUCCUUAUUAAUAACAUGCUUGGCUAAUACAAAACGUGGUAUAUUAUGCUUUCAGAACCAGCAUAGUG